This is a messenger RNA of Nannospalax galili (Upper Galilee mountains blind mole rat), 2057 nucleotides long. RefSeq names its product glycerate kinase (gene Glyctk). Gene Ontology annotation, cellular component: cytoplasm. Gene Ontology annotation, molecular function: glycerate kinase activity. Bases 143 to 1714 code for a protein of 523 amino acids. Gene Ontology annotation, biological process: protein phosphorylation. NCBI's taxonomy places the organism in Eukaryota, Metazoa, Chordata, Mammalia, Rodentia, Spalacidae. The transcript has 5 exons. The record is from RefSeq and is a predicted model, not a curated record.
UAGGAGGGCACAGUUAACAGGAACUUUGGACUUGGGGCAGAGUCUGCAGAAGAGGACUUGGCUGGGCAGCAGGGCUGGGCUUUCAGGACUGGAGUGAGAUCAGGCAGCCAUGGAUGCAAGGCGGUGCUGAGAGAAGUGGGGCAUGGCUGUAGCCCUACAGGUCCUACCCUGUCUGGUCCGAGGCCCCUCACGUCCACUCCUCUGGGGGGCCUCAGUGGCCCGGAUGGCCAGCGGCAUGACCUUAGCAGAACAAGCACGGCAGCUGUUUGAGAGUGCUGUGGGUGCUGUGCAGCCGGGCCCUAUGCUGCAAAGGGCACUGUCCUUGGAUCCUGGUGGCAGACAGCUGAAGGUGCGGGACCGGAGCUUUCAGCUGCGGCAAAACCUCUACCUAGUGGGCUUCGGCAAGGCUGUACUAGGCAUGGCCGCUGCAGCUGAGGAACUACUGGGCCAGCAUCUUGUGCAGGGUGUGAUCAGCGUUCCCAAGGGGAUCCGAGCUGCCAUGGAGCAUGCUGGCAAGCAAGAGAUGCUGCUGAAGCCACACAGCCGGGUUCAGGUGUUUGAGGGUGCAGAGAACAACUUACCAGAUCGUGAUGCACUGCGGGCUGCACUGGCCAUCCAGCAGCUGGCGGAGGGCCUCACAGCUGAUGACCUGCUGCUUGUGCUUAUCUCAGGUGGGGGCUCAGCCCUGCUGCCUGCCCCCAUCCCACCUGUCACACUGGAGGAGAAACAGAUGCUCACCAAAUUGCUGGCUGCCCGGGGAGCCACUAUCCAGGAGCUGAACACCAUCCGGAAGGCCCUGUCCCAGCUCAAGGGUGGUGGGCUGGCUCAGGCUGCCUACCCUGCUCAGGUGGUAAGCCUCAUCCUGUCAGAUGUGGUUGGGGACCCCGUGGAGGUGAUCGCCAGUGCCCCCACUGUUGCCAGUGCCCACAGUGUGCAAGAUUGCCUGCAUAUCCUCAAUCACUAUGGCCUUCGUGCUGCUCUGCCACGUUCUGUGAAGACUGUGCUCUCUCGAGCUGACUCUGACCCCCAUGGGCCACACACCUGUGGUCAUGUCCUCAAUGUGAUCAUUGGCUCUAAUGUGCUGGCACUGGCUGAGGCUCAGAAGCAGGCUGAAGUGCUGGGCUACCGUGCCAUGGUGCUGAGCACAGCCAUGCAGGGUGAUGUGAAAAGCGUUGCCCAGUUCUAUGGGCUGCUAGCCCACGUAGCUGCAGCUCGCCUCACCUCAUCUAUGGCUGCAGCUUCCAUGGAGGAGGAAACAAAGCUCCAUCAGUUGGCAACUGAUCUCCAGCUCCCAGAUCUGCAGCUGGAGGAGGCUCUGGAGGCUGUGGCAGAGGCUAAGGGCCCAGUCUGCAUCCUGGCUGGUGGUGAGCCCACUGUGCAGCUGCAGGGCUCUGGCAAAGGAGGUCGGAACCAAGAACUUGCUCUGCUUGUUGGAGCAGAGCUGGGAAGAUGGCCACUGGGGCCUGUUGAUGUGCUGUUUUUGAGUGGAGGUACUGAUGGGCAAGAUGGGCCCACUGAGGCUGCUGGGGCCUGGGUCAUGUCUGAGCUUGCCAGCCAGGCUGCCGCUGAGGGCCUGGACGUGGCCACCUUCCUUGCCCACAAUGACUCACACACCUUCUUCUGCCGCCUCCAGGGUGGAGCACAUCUUCUGUACACAGGGUUGACAGGGACCAAUGUCAUGGAUGCCCACCUCUUGUUUUUGCGGCCUCAGUGAUGAUGUAGCUCACAUUUUGAGAGUCUGUGAGAGGCCUACAAGGUCCAGAUCAUUCAGGAAGAUCAAGGUUUCAUCUUCAGGACCUCACCAUGCUUUAGGACUCCCUCUCUCCUCAGCCCUGGCUGAGAUCUACUCCAUAGCCACCUUGCAACUAGACUGGAAGGUGGGGGCUCUCUCCACCCCUACUUUCUCAUGGAAGCAGGUGGCCUUUGAGGACUAGGACAUGCCCCUUAUUCCUUGUUUUUGCCCAGAAAGCCUUCCUGCCAUUUCCUCAGCCUGUUUCUUCCAUGGAAGCUAGGGAGACUGAAAAUAAAAAGGAGCAUACUCUGGGGGUCUCAGCGCA